UCACGAUAAUCGAGGGGCCGAGUAGAAAUAACCAAAAUUCCUCGUGCCAUUUAUAUGGUCAAUGAAACCCUAAUUUUUCUCCGUACUCCCAAGUUUCUCUCCAAGCUCUACGCCUCCAGCACUGGUCAUAUCUGAGUAUUACUAUUAAGCAAUGGCCGUCGCAUUCUGCAACCUCGGCUCAGAUGCUGGGCUCAAGAAGCUUGAUGAUUACCUUUUAACUCGCAGUUACAUCACAGGAUACCAAGCUUCAAAAGAUGAUCUGACUGUUCAUGCUUCUCUUUCAAAGCCUCCAUCAUCUGACUAUGUCAAUGUUUCACGGUGGUACAACCACAUUGAAGCACUAUUGAGGAUUUCUGGAGUUUCUGCUGAAGGAUCUGGUGUUAUAGUUGAGGGAUCAGCUCCUGCCCCUGAGGAGGCUAUUGCAACUCCUCCUGCUGUAGACACUAAGGCCUCUGCUGCAGAGGAGGACGAUGACGAUGAUGUGGAUUUGUUUGGUGAGGAGACUGAGGAAGAGAAGAAGGCUGCUGAAGAACGUGCUGCAGCCGUGAAGGCAUCUGGAAAGAAGAAAGAGAGUGGGAAGUCAUCAGUACUGAUGGAUGUAAAACCAUGGGAUGACGAAACUGAUAUGAAAAAGCUUGAGGAAGCUGUUAGAAGUGUGCAGAUGGAGGGUCUGCUAUGGGGAGCGUCUAAACUCGUUGCUGUUGGAUAUGGUAUCAAGAAGCUUCAGAUUAUGCUUACCAUCGUGGAUGACUUGGUAUCUGUCGAUACACUUAUCGAAGAGCGUCUCAUGGAAGAACCAAUAAAUGAGUAUGUCCAGAGUUGUGAUAUUGUGGCCUUCAAUAAAAUAUAAUUCACUGAUUCAUUCACCGGUUUGGAAUGUGCAAUUGAACGAUUGGAGUGUAGGUUCUGUGUUGCGUUUAUCGUCCAGUUUUUCCAUAAUGCUAUUUGAAGUUGUGUUCCGUUUAUGGCUAUAUGAAAUUUCCAGACUCGUAUAAUUUGAAUGUGGACUUGGCAAUGUAACCAAUAUAAUUGCCAUGUGAAGUGACUUAAAUUAUUGUUUCUUUAUAUUUUGUUGGAACUUUCAUUUAGUACUUGA
Olea europaea var. sylvestris is the source of this 1096-nucleotide messenger RNA. Its product is annotated as elongation factor 1-delta 1-like. The transcript has 8 exons. The record is from RefSeq and is a predicted model, not a curated record. Gene Ontology annotation, biological process: translational elongation. Lineage: Eukaryota; Viridiplantae; Streptophyta; Magnoliopsida; Lamiales; Oleaceae. The coding region runs from base 152 to 850 and encodes 232 amino acids. Gene Ontology annotation, cellular component: eukaryotic translation elongation factor 1 complex; cytosol. Gene Ontology annotation, molecular function: guanyl-nucleotide exchange factor activity; translation elongation factor activity.